Hordeum vulgare subsp. vulgare (domesticated barley) is the source of this 2681-nucleotide messenger RNA. RefSeq lists its product as uncharacterized. Bases 76 to 2502 code for a protein of 808 amino acids. The record is from RefSeq and is a predicted model, not a curated record. NCBI's taxonomy places the organism in Eukaryota, Viridiplantae, Streptophyta, Magnoliopsida, Poales, Poaceae. The transcript has 3 exons. Gene Ontology annotation, molecular function: zinc ion binding; nucleic acid binding.
CCCCUCCUCGCCCCAAACAAAACCACCAACCAACCAACCACAGGGGCCGGGACUGCCACCACCGGAACCCGACCGAUGGAGUUCCCUCGCCGCGGUCCGGCCACCGGCGACGGCCGCCGCUUCCCUGACCCUCCGCCGCACGGAGAGGAGGAGCCGAUGACGGUGAUGAGGAAUGCGCUGCUCUCGCAGCUCCACAUGGACCACCUUCGCCAGGAGAUCAUCGUGUCCGAGCUGGCCAAGAUGGAGCGCGCCAAUGCCCUCCGCGCCGGCGUGGCCACCGCAGAUGCUGGACAGUCUAAGCCGUGUCCGUUCAGUGCCGAGCAGCUCAUGGCCCUGCGCGCCGCCACGCCGAUUCCAUUGCUCGGCCUGGCCGCCGCAGAUGCUGGACGGUAUGGGCUUUUGCCAUUCAGCGCCGAGCAGCCCAUGGCCCUGCGCGCUUCUGCCUGUGAGCAACAGACCACACGGAUGCCAUCGCAAAGUGUGGUCGCUGCUGAUGCCGGACAGUCUACGACAUGUCCGUUCAGUGCCGAGCAGCCCAUGGCCCUGCGCGCUUCUGCCUGUAGCCAGCAGGACACGCGGAUGCCAUUGCACAGUGUGGUCGCGGCGGAUGCCGGACAGUCUAUGCCAUGUCCGUUCAGUGCCGAGCAGCUCAUGGCCCUGCACGCUGCGCCCAGUAGCCACCAGGACACGCAGAUGGCAUUGCAUGGCGUGGCCGCUGCAGAUGCUGGACCGUCUAAGCUGUGGCCGUUAAGUGUCGAACAACUCAUGGCCCUGCGCGCUGCGGCGGAUAGCCACCAUGCCACGCCGAUGCCAAUGUACGGCGAGGCUGCUACAGAUGCUGGACGGUCUAAACCAGGGCCGUUCAGUGCCGAGCAGCCCAUGUCCUUGCUUGCCGCGGCCGGUAGCCACCAGAACAUGCCGAUGCCAAUGUACGGCGUGGUUGCCGCAGAUGCUGGACGGUCUAAACCAUGGUCAUUCAGUGCUGAGCAGCCCAUGUCCUUGCUUGCUGCGGCCGGUAGCCACCAUAACAUGCCGAUGCCAAUGUACGGCGCGGCUGCCGCAGAUGCUGGACGUUCUAAACCAUGGUCAUUCAGUGCGGAGCAGCCGAUGCCCUUGCUUGCUGUAGCCGGCAGCCAUGAGAACACCCCGAUGUCAUUGCACGGUGUGGCUGCCGCAGAUGCUGGACCGUCUAAGCUGUCGCCGUUCAGUGUCCAGCAGCUCAUGGCGCUGUGUGCUCCAGCUGGUGGCAACCAAGCCACGCCAAUGCCAUUGCACGGCGCGAAUGCCGCGGAUGCUGGAUGGUCUAAGCCAUUGCCGUUUAGUGCCGAGCAGCCCAUGACCGUACACGCUGCGGCCGCUGGCCACCAGGUCAUUCCAAUACCAUUGCACGGAGCGGCUGCGGCAGAUGCUGGGCGGUCUAAACCGUGUCCGUCAAGCGCCGACCAGUUCAUGUCGCAACAGAAUGCAAAGUUUGAUGAGCAUAAACCGCCUGAUUCCAAUAAGGCCGUUCCUCAGAGUAAGACGUCGCUUGCGGAGAAGUUGGAAUUAACAGGAAUAAACAUACCAGUUAAGAAGCCCAAACCACUCAUGAAAUGGAACUGCACCGUCUGCCAGGUGCAAGCGACUUGUGAGAAGAACUUACAGAUGCAUUAUGCUGGCCAGAAGCACUUGGCAAAUGUAGCAAUGCUGGACCCAGUAACUAAGCCAACUGAUCAGAAAGCGAAAGCAGCAGCAGCAGAACCUUCUCUUGGCACAGAGCAGAAGAAAACAUCCUCGAUAAAUUGGAGUUGCAGUACCUGCCAGGCCCGCGGUACGUCCAAAUCGACAUUCGAUGCGCACCUCCAAGGCAAAAGACAUCAGCAGAACAUCGCAGAGGCAUCAGUAAAAGGCGAUGGUGAUGGUGAUGGCAAUGGCGCACCGAAGAAUGCAACGGCGGGGGAAGCAAAAUCGGACGGCGUCACCAUGCCGAACCAUUCAAAGAAGCCAUCAUCGGUCUGGAGCUGUAGCAUUUGCCAAACUACAUGCACCUGCGAAACAGACUUGAAGAACCACCUGAGUGGCACAAGACACCGAGAGAAGGUUCAGUCUCUGCUUGAAGAGAGCAAGAACAUGGCAAGGAAUCCUGAGACAAACUUGAAGAAAAACAAUGCACCGCAAAUGGUCAAGAACAAAGGACCACACCCGGCAUGGAACUGCAUAAUGUGUGAGGCCAAAUGUUACUCCAAAUCUCAGUUUGAGAAUCAUUGCAGUGGCAGCAGGCACCAACAGAAGAUCGAGGCGAUAAUCGGCAAAUGUGAGACUGCAAAACCGAGCAGCAUGAGGACUGCAAAUGAACCAUCUUCGGAUGGCUCUAGCGGCAGGAACGCAAGCUCGGAGAAGGCGGAGAAGAAAGCAACGUUGUACUUCUGCGAGGUCUGCAAUUUGCUGUGUAGCAGCAGUGAGACGCUGUUAAGCCAUCGUUAUGGGAAGAAGCACCGGGAAAAGCUCAGCGCAGGGAAAUGAAGUGCGUUUGUGGGUCUGCAAGGCAUUGUCGUUGUGGCUUUUGUAGGGAAGGUUGUGAAGCGCGACUAUUGCAGCAUGUAGCCCUGUGCUGCUGUGCACUUGAAUUAUGUGAUGGCUUUGUAGGAACUGGGUUCAGUCGCACCUGUUAUCUAUAUACUAUUAAAGGGGAUCUGCCGUUA